Molecule: messenger RNA, 1986 nt
Organism: Parastagonospora nodorum SN15
Lineage: Eukaryota; Fungi; Ascomycota; Dothideomycetes; Pleosporales; Phaeosphaeriaceae
Exons: 3
Coding region: 1-1986 (661 amino acids)
Biological process (GO): tricarboxylic acid cycle
Cellular component (GO): mitochondrion; succinate-CoA ligase complex (ADP-forming)
Molecular function (GO): succinate-CoA ligase (GDP-forming) activity; succinate-CoA ligase (ADP-forming) activity
Source: RefSeq, a predicted model, not a curated record
AUGAUACUCCAACAUACGCGUCUUUCGCGCUGCAAUUUCUUCAGGUCGCGUCUGAUAUCUCGCCAAACACCCAAUGCAGCUUUUUCGAGCUCCUCGCGCCACAAUGGCUACGACGAUACGAUACAAAACCUCAGAAUUGGGAAAGACACCCGGGUCAUUUUCCAGGGCUUCACGGGCAAGCUUGCGACUGCAAACGCAAAAGAGUCUAUGGAUUGGGGCACCAACGUGGUCGGCGGUGUAAAACCCAAAGGCUCGGGUGAACAUCUGGGCAAGCCUGUGCUGCCAUCUGUUCGAGCUGCUAUGGAACAGCUUAAGCCAGAUGCUACGGGAAUCUAUGUUGCUGCACAUCAGGCUACGGCAGCUAUAGAGGAGGCUAUUGAAGCCGAAGUGCCUCUUAUAGUCGCGGUCGCAGAGCACAUUCCACUACACGAUAUCAUGCGGAUACACUCCAUGCUGCAAAGUCAGUCCAAGUCACGACUCGUAGGUGCAAACGCGCCGGGAAUCAUUUCGGCAAUCGGACGAUGCAGAAUUGGCUUUCAACCAUUACCAACAUUCAGUCCUGGUCACAUUGGCAUUGUUGCGAAGUCAGGGACGUUAUCCUAUGAGACAGUAGGCUCUCUGACGCGAGCUGGCUUGGGCCAAAGUCUCUGUAUAGCCGUAGGCGGAGACGUCAUCGCAGGGACGAACUUUGUCGAUGCUCUGAAAGUCUUCGAGAAAGACGAGGACACAGAAGCAAUCAUCCUUGUGGGCGAACUUGGUGGAACGAGUGAGGAGGAGGCAGCCGCCUGGAUAAAAGACUACCGAAAACGCGUCAAGAACCCAAAGCCGAUUGCUGCGGCCAUUGGUGGCUUCCAGGCAAGUCCUGGCAAGGUCAUGGGACACGCUGGUGCGUGGACUGGACUGGGAGAAGGAACGGCAGAGUCCAAGUACAAGGCUCUUGAGAAUGUUGGGGUUACCAUGGUCGAUCACCCGGCGAAGUUUGGCGGUGUCAUGAAGGAGAUUCUCGCCCAAUCCGGGCGCAACGUGAAGAACAUUCUCUCAGCCGACCAACUCAGCGAAGAGCUCGCAACCGCCAACAUCCGCAUAUCCCCUCCUCCCGAGAGCCCCAGAUCAAGCCACUACCUAGGCAUCUCCCCUGACCGCAGCGCCCGCUCACCCUCCAUCAUCGCCGCACCCACAGCAAACCCCUCACAACUCCACAAGCGCGUCAUACGCAUCCCUUUCGACUACCGCACCGGGCCAACCCCAGAAGUCAUCAGCCGCGCCAUCGCCCACCUGCAACUCGACGCCGCGCCGCCCCGUGCCAAAACCCAGACCGUCGAACUGAUAAACAGUCUGUGGAGCAUGUAUACAGCCACGGAAGCCAUCGACCUCCACGUCCGCCUCGCCGUGUCCUCCGCCGCCGACGAAAUCGCCGUCUACGAGCCGUAUUUCUUCUUCGACGACGCGGCGUUCAAGUCGAACAAGCGACAAUCUGCCCUGCACGCGAAGCGCACCCAGCCCUCAGAUAUCGAUCUCGAGGCGGAAAACGCGGGCAUCGUGUACGUCCCCCUGGGCCCCGAGGGGGAGAAGGGGUUAGUAGGCACGCUGGUCAACGGCGCGGGCCUGGCGAUGAACACCAACGACGUGCUCAAUUCCCGGCUCAUGCCACACACGCAGUCUGCGAAUUUUCUCGACACGGGCGGGAAAGCUACGUCUUCUACCAUUUCCACUAGUUUCAAACUCAUCCUGUCCGACCCGCGCGUGAAAGUCGUGUUUGUCAACAUCUUUGGCGGACUCACGCUGUGCGAUAUGAUUGCCGAGGGGAUUAUACUCGCGUUUAAAGAGGUCGGGGUUCGUAAGCCGGUGGUGGUCAGGCUCAGGGGCACGAAUGAGGAGAAGGGGGGGAGAGUGUUGGAGGAGGCGAAGUUGCCGAUUCAUGCGUUUGAUGGGUUUGAGGAGGCGGUGGAGAAGGUGGGGGAAUUGGUUGCUGCGAAGGAAGGGUGA